This is a messenger RNA of Cavenderia fasciculata, 1248 nucleotides long. RefSeq lists its product as uncharacterized. The transcript has 2 exons. Bases 1 to 1248 code for a protein of 415 amino acids. Lineage: Eukaryota; Evosea; Eumycetozoa; Acytosteliales; Cavenderiaceae. The record is from RefSeq and is a predicted model, not a curated record.
AUGAUGAAAGUACUAUCAUUAUUUAUAAUAGUAUUAUUAAUACUCUUAUCAGUUGUACCAAGGAAUCAAGGUACAACCUUUUCAAUUGUAUUGAUUCAAGAAUUUGAUUAUGUGAUUAUUAGAUCUACAGAUAAUUUGAAUUUCAGUGAUAAUGUUAGAGUAUUGGAUACUAGAGUUGUAGAGAUUACAAAUAAUUGUACAAGAUUAUUAUAUAACGAUGAUGAUAAUGAAAAUGCCAAGAUCUUUGUGGAACGACUACGAUGUCAACUAUCACCAAAUAUACCAAGCGGGUAUAUUACAGUAUUUAACGAAUCAACACGUGAUAUGGCAGUUGCGUACAUUGGUCUCGCUCCAAUCAUACUAUCAAUCACUCCUAACCAACAAGUUGCAUCGUUUGCAGACCAACAACAAAAUAGUAGAAGUAGUAGUAAUGCUAUCACUAUUAAAGGACAAUUUUUUGAAAAUAUAUAUCCCUAUCAUAUAUCAUUCAAAAGUAUCUAUACUGAUCAUAUUGGUUUAGAGUAUAGACCGAUUGAUCAAUCUACGAUUAUCAUUGACAAGGGGUUUGUAGGGAUUGGUCAAGUAGGUAUUACAUUGCGAAAAGUAAUAUCGGCAGACUUGCAACCCCUAUCACAUACAAGUACUGUUAGUAUAGGUGCACCUAUCUUUAUAUCAAGUGAUUUUAAUGCUACAAGUGGAUUAGCAACCAUCUACUUUUUAAAUCUUUGUCAUCCAGAUUAUCCAAAUCAAGUAUUAAUCAGGUUUCAAGAUUCCAUCAUCUUUCAAAAUGUAUCAUAUGAUCAAGAAAAGAUUUGGUUUAAUGUUGGACAAAAUGAAACAACAUCUUUAUUUGGUCCCUAUAAUAUUAAAGUUGGUGGUCAAUUAUCUUUUAUUCAAUACCUUUCUCCAAUCACUAGUAAUAAUAAUAAUAAUAAUUUACAAGAUUUAAUAACAAAUAUUACAUUGCCACCAAUAUUUGGAGGUAAUAUUACAUUGAGUGGAAAAUAUUUUAAAGAAAAGGAUUCACUUGGUAUUUCAACUUGGUCAUUUUACAUGAUCGACAGUAUAGGUUUAAAUAUUACUCUUCAACCUAUUUGGUCAAUUCAAAAUAAUGACAAUAUUAAUAAUAAUAAGAUACUUGUCUUGUCGAUUCCAAGUGGACAAGGAUCAUUUGAUCUUUAUUAUCAAUACAACUCUUUUAAUUUUUCAUAUCAAUCAAAUGUACCUUUUAAAUUGUAUUAUAUCUAA